Molecule: messenger RNA, 215 nt
Organism: Perkinsus marinus ATCC 50983
Lineage: Eukaryota; Perkinsozoa; Perkinsida; Perkinsidae
Exons: 1
Source: RefSeq, a predicted model, not a curated record
UUACUUCUGCAAGUCAUCACUCCAACCGUGCGCUGCAUACUGGACAACCAUCGGUCUCUGGGAACAUCGUUCCCUCAUGACAUCCGGCGUUGUGGACCUCAUCCUUGUUCGAGGAUCGGAAGGAAAUACUUCAAGUCUACAGACGUCGAUGGAUGGUAGCGACCUGUCUGGUCCAGAGAUUCUGCGGCUGAGCCACCGCUUGACUUUGCGUCAUA